AUGCUGGUGGUGGAACACAUGGUGCACAUGGUGCACAAGGAAGGCAUGGUGGUGGGCAUGGUGGCAAGCAAGGAAGGCAUGGUGGUGGGCAUGGUGGCAAGCAAGGAAGGCAUGGUGGUGGACAUGGUGGCAAGCAAGGAAGGCAUGGUGGUGGACAUGGUGGCAAGCAAGGAAGGCAUGGUGGUGGGCAUGGUGGUGGGCAUGGGAGGAAGCAUGGGGGUGGGCAUGGUGGUGGGCAUGGAAGGAAGCAUGGGGGUGGGCAUGGUGGUGGACAUGGUGGCAAGCAAGGAAGGCAUGGUGGUGGACAUGGUGGCAAGCAAGGAAGGCAUGGUGGUGGACAUGGUGGCAAGCAAGGAAGGCAUGGUGGUGGGCAUGGUGGUGGGCAUGGGAGGAAGCAUGGGGGUGGGCAUGGUGGUGGGCAUGGAAGGAAGCAUGGGGGUGGGCAUGGUGGUGGACAUGGUGGCAAGCAAGGAAGGCAUGGUGGGGGACAUGGUGGCAAGCAAGGAAGACACGGUGGUGGACAUGGUGGCAAGCAAGGAAGACAUGGUGGUGGACAUGGUGGUGGUAAACAAAGGUCUAGGCAAGGAUAUGGAAAUCCGCCGCAUGUGCCACAAGGAACUGCUUCAACCUAGAUAA
This is a messenger RNA of Macrosiphum euphorbiae (potato aphid), 636 nucleotides long. NCBI's taxonomy places the organism in Eukaryota, Metazoa, Arthropoda, Insecta, Hemiptera, Aphididae. The record is from the annotation of a GenBank genome assembly.